AUGUCACUGGCUUGGGACUGCCAUCAUGAGCUGCUAGAGCUAUCUUACGCUGACAUUGGCGCAAUUAUAGAUGAAGACAGCUUAGAGACGGUCGCCAAUGGCGGCUCGAUGGAUUACGACAAAUGGCCCGGCAUGAUCGAGCCUCUCCUCGAGCGACUAGAACAUAAUGUAUACAACGCGUUUCCCAUGCCCAAAUUCCACGCCGAAACCCAAUCACCAGUCGCGCAGCAGCAGCCAUCUUCUUACCCUCCCGCUGCUUACUCGCAAGAACCCAACUCACUGCCACCGAGCAGCAACAAAGAGAAUACCCCUCCAACAGAGAUAGAGAAUCCCUCACAGUCGACAAUACCCGCAUCAACUGCCACUCCACCUCCAUCGAGCGAGCGUGUGCCAGACUCCAAACCACAGUCGUUCGUCGAUUCCUCGAACGAUACCCUCCCCGCACCGCUUAUGUUCUUGCUGGAUUCCAUCAAGUCAACAUUGAAGACAUUUUUCGCAUCUAAGCCCCCGCACACCAUACAGAGACUUGCAGAAUUAGUUCUCCGACCCAAUGCACACUAUCGAACCCUCCCUGCGUACCUGCGAGCCGUCGACCGAGUUGUUUCCGUCACAAGUACCGCUGAUGUAUUUCCACUUAAAACGGAAGCUGGCGCUGGCCAGACCAAUGGCGUCUUGAAUGGAGGAGGGCAUAGCUUCAUGUGUCCAGAUCAUGCCCCGGGGAGUGAUGAGUCCCUGGGUGGAGCCUUGCUCACUCCGAUCCCUUGGCUGACCGGCGCAUCUUCCCCGGGCAACGACGGUGGAGCUUCUCUCAGCGAAGGUCUAGUCUCAGGUGAUUCAUUAUCGUUGGUCACGCAAACAUCACAAUCAGAGCAGGUGCAACAACAGGUUCAGGGCGACACCGCUUCGCUUGCGACAACACAGGGCCAAUCCUCAGCAUCGGCAGCAGAAAACGAGACGAUGGGUGGUACUAGCCCCCCGCCAGCCGAUUCGUCCGAAGAGAUCCCACACGCUCGGGGCCCGCCGAUAGUAGGAGUACAGGAUAUGGGGCUGCAGGACGGCAAGGGACUCGAAAUGACUUUGACAAGUGACGCAAAUGCGCUUGCGAGCCAGUCGUCGGCGCAGACCGAACAACCUAAUACCACUACUCAGGAACAAAUUGGCGACCAGGAACCGGCAUCUCGGGCAAAUGCAGACGGCGACGGGGAUAUCCAGCUUGACGAUGCGAAAGAGGCGGGGGAACAAUCGGCUCCUGCCGCACCAGCGGCAGCAGCAGAAGCUGAGCAAACUCCCCAAGCGACAGAGAAUAAAGAUGUUUAG
Molecule: messenger RNA, 1317 nt
Organism: Aspergillus thermomutatus
Lineage: Eukaryota; Fungi; Ascomycota; Eurotiomycetes; Eurotiales; Aspergillaceae
Exons: 5
Coding region: 1-1317 (438 amino acids)
Biological process (GO): protein dephosphorylation
Cellular component (GO): nucleus; protein phosphatase 4 complex; cytoplasm
Molecular function (GO): protein phosphatase regulator activity
Source: RefSeq, a predicted model, not a curated record